This is a messenger RNA of Ornithodoros turicata, 2141 nucleotides long. RefSeq lists its product as uncharacterized. The transcript has 2 exons. The record is from RefSeq and is a predicted model, not a curated record. The coding region runs from base 88 to 2013 and encodes 641 amino acids. NCBI's taxonomy places the organism in Eukaryota, Metazoa, Arthropoda, Arachnida, Ixodida, Argasidae.
UGUACAAGCACGUGCCUGCAAUCCUCUGUGUGUUCCAGUGGUGCAGUGCUUCAGUUCCGAGAUUUACUGAACAAGUUUGGCGAUCCAAUGAGAAAGCUGAAACGCAUGAAUAGGAUAAUUCUUGCGACCACGUUCAUCAUCAUGGUGGUUCAUUAUAUUCCCGCUGCUCUGUGGUACGCUGUUUAUGGUGGGAAUCCUUUCAAUCGCGUGACCUCCUCCCAAUAUCGUAUUCGAACCAAAGGCUGUAAUGUGCGUGAAUUCGACCCCUUCCACCCUACGGUCGGAAAGUUCAUCCAGAAGGUGCAAGAGCCCCGUUGCCCAGGUAAAGCCGACUUCAUCACAACUUACGACGAACUGCCGCACAUUGAUACAGAAGCUUUAUCCGCACACGGGGUAUCUGUAACCGAACUGCGAUGCUUUUAUCGUGAGAUUUUCGCAAACUAUUCAAUGCCAGUACCAGACAAAAACUAUUACUACGGGCCAACGAUGCCUUUGCAGUUCGGACGUCCACUGAAAAAAGAAUUUCUGCAUGUCCAUUGCUCGACGACCAAUUCCACGCAGGUCUUUCACGAACAAUUCCUCUUCAACCCGAUAAUGAAACAAGACGUCGAAGACCGAUGCCGUGAUGCUCCCCGCGCAAGGGAUCACCACAACCUGAGUGUCAUCUUCUUGGGCAUCGACUCUAUAUCGUACCUUAAUUUCAAAAGACACCUACCACUGACAGGCAGCUUCAUCCGCAAACACAUAGACGCCUUCGAGCUGCACGGCUACAACAAAGUCGGCGACAACACCUUUCCCAACCUGAUGGCGAUGGUUGCAGGCAUGUCUGUUGCAGAGAUCGAGGCCAUAACAGAGGAUGGUUUCUUCGACGGCGUUAAACUUUUCUGGAUUCCAUACGCCCGCCGUGGAUAUAGGACCUCGUUUCAAGACGAAUUUGGUUACUACGGGAUGUUUCAUUACUGUUUCAAGGGCUUCCGUAAUCCUCCAACAGACUACUACAUUCAUCCAGUUAGCCUACUUCUUCGCGAACAUCUCGAGAACGUGUCGCAAUAUCACGAUGAGGGUGUACCAUGCAUCAGGCAGACCCUAAGCACGGAGUACUAUCUAGAUUACCUGACCCGCCUCCUUAAGCAUACAAAAGUUGGUCUAUUUUUCUACAUAUUAUACCUCGGUACGAUGACUCACGAUUAUGUGAACAACGCUGGAUAUAUGGAUGCACUGUUACGGAGGUUUUUCGGCAAGAUCGAACAGGUUCUCAACAGGACGGUGCUGGUUUUCUUCAGUGACCAUGGUAUACGGUACGGCAACAUCCGCACGACGUUCAUAGGAAGAUACGAAGACCGUCAACCUUUCGCUUUCUUAGUUUUCCCCCGAUGGUUCUUGAAUGCAAAUCCUGCAGUACUGAAUGCGUUGGAGGCUAAUCAAAAAAGGUUAACAACGCCGUACGAUAUCCACGCAACCUUCGUCGAAUUCCUCAAUUUUCCUCGUACUGCAGAAUCAAAGACAAAACGUGGUUUGAGUUUGCUUCACGAGAUUCCAGAAAACAGGACCUGCGACGACGCCUCUAUUCCACGCGAAUGGUGUUCAUGCGAAGCCGCCGAUCAGGACAUAUCGAUGAGCGACCCUCUUGUUAUGGCAAUGGGUCGAAACGUCGUGAAAAAAAUCAACGCCUGGUUGGAAAAACAUUGGCGUCUCUGUUUCCCCUUGACUUUGGAUUAUGUACUGGACAUCGCAACAGGCUACAGCUCCGAAGAAGAAAGGCAACAGAACAUCACACAUUAUUGGGUGACUGUGCAGACACGUCCUUCGGCCGCCAUCUUUGAAGCGACGGUGCGAGCGAACCAUUCUAGUGGUGACGUUAACGUGGUGGGAGACAUCAGCCGAUGUAAUAAGUAUGGAGACCAGUCGUAUUGUAUCAAAGAUCGAUGGCUGGAAAAAUUUUGUGUCUGCCGAUUGAAACAAGGUCGCAAGAGGCACUUCCUGGUCAACCUAUAUCGACAUACUUUCGGCUAGCGUGCAUGACCAUUACAAUAUAGGUCAUAUGUAAAACGAAUCUAAAGAGAUGACUUGGUUCUGUAUUUGAUUUAUGUACAUUAUAUGCGUUAGUGCACAUAAAAUGUAUAUUCUUCAGAUUGUCACCU